UCAGACUGGGCUUCGGUGGAUGUCAUAGCACUAGAGUCUGGCGGCAAGGGAAUCAGUGAAACACAUGGGCUCCUGUAUAUUUAUGUAAACCCGCAGAAAAUUCCCCGCACUGUGUAUCAUGAUUGUGGUGCGGUAGACAAAUCUGGUCUCGGAUUGUGGGGGAGAGAAAUGCCGGCUCGGCCGACUUCGAUGAUACAAUCAGAACUCCAUAAACACCCAACUCCUUCCUUCGAUGGAAUGGUUCAUGGCACAGCCGAAGACCAAGAAGUCAUGGCAAAUCCUCCUCCUAAGAUACUAGUAAUUGGAUGUGGCCCCGUCGGCCUCUUCGCUGCCCACCUCCUUGGCCGGCAAGGCAUCCCAACACUGAUUAUCGACAAACACGCCGAUCGACGCGGCCAGCCAAAAGCCCACGCGCUGAACCCCCGUUCUCUUGAAAUAUUUCGACAGGCUGGUCUUGACGUGCCAUAUCUCCGCACCAUUAGCAAUGACCCUCGGCAUGUCGAUGUGGUUCUUUUCGUGGAUAAGUUUUACGGCUGGGAGUAUAGAAACCUGACCUACGAGAGGCAAUUUGACGACGUUAAGGACUUAACACCUGAGCCAUUGUUGAAUAUACCUCAGCCCGCAGUGGAGGAAUACCUGCUCUCCGAGGGUGUCGAGUGGUUAAGCGCCGAGCAGUCACCUAGGGACAAGGUUAUUUCUAAGCUACUGGACCGUGCUAUCCAGCAGGAAUUCUCCGUCGAAACGGCUUAUCUGCUCGCUUGCGAUGGUGGCCGGUCGACGUUGCGAAACAAGUUCAACAUCGGCUUCCACUCGAUCGACGGGGGACCAGGAUCCGAGAAGCAUCAUGCCACUGUGCAUUUCCGAGCCGAACUGCCGGGGGAAGCGAAGCGGCAUCCUGUUCUUCAAUAUGCAAGCUCGUGGGGUGCAUGCAUUUAUUCGCUACGGCGAGGAUGA
Messenger RNA from Penicillium macrosclerotiorum, 954 nucleotides. Its product is annotated as FAD-dependent oxidoreductase. The record is from RefSeq and is a predicted model, not a curated record. The transcript is spliced from 2 exons. NCBI's taxonomy places the organism in Eukaryota, Fungi, Ascomycota, Eurotiomycetes, Eurotiales, Aspergillaceae. The annotation marks the transcript as partial. Gene Ontology annotation, molecular function: FAD binding.